AUGGAGUACCUGCCCACGAGUCUUGCCGUCUGUCUGAAGAACCAGCCGCGCAUCCCGCGCUACCUGCAGAUCUCCAUGCUGCACAACGUGUCUCUGGCGCUCUCCUACCUGCACGGCCACUCGCCGCCCAUCGUUCAUCGCGAUCUGACCGCCAACAACGUCCUGCUGACGCCCAACAUGGUGGCCAAGGUAGCCGACCUCGGCGUGGCUCGCUGCCUUCUGGACGACUCUCGCAUGCGCACGCAGCUCACGCAGGCGCCGGGAACUGCCGCCUACAUGCCUCCCGAGGCCCUGGCCCCCAACCCUCAGUACACCACAAAGAUCGACUCCUUUUCCUUUGGGAAUCUCCUGGUUCACCUUGUGUCACAGCAGUGGCCGCUGCCCUCGGAGCCCACCAGACUGGUGAAAGGGAAGCUGGUGCCAGUUUCAGAGCCAGAGAGGCGGCGGGAGUACCUGGACCUCAUUGGCAAGGAGCACUGCCUGAUGCCACUCGCCAUGCAGUGCCUGCAGAACGAUCCAGGACUGCGACCUGAGGCGGCGGAAAUGGCAGGUAUUCUAGAGAGUCUGCAGUCCAGCAAUCCAGUCCCAACUACCUCUCAUCUUGACCUCCUCCAGGCAAGCAAGUGGUGUACACCUGAUGUGGUUGUUGUCUUUGGUUUUCACCCAAAGCAACACGUGUUAUGUUUUGUUGAAGCCUCCGUCACUCCCUCUUCCUCCUUUCCCUCUCCCUGCUUCUCUCAGGUGUUGGAAAGCAACAGGAACCAGAUCGAGUCGAAGGGUAUUCAACUUGCUGCCAAUAAGGAGCAGUUGCAGACGGUGUGCAAGCAGCUCGAGAACAGGGGCGGGGAGAUUCACUCUAUGCAGAGGAAGAUAGCGGAGAUGGAGCAACAGAUAGCAACCUCUCUGAAAGGCCUUCUGUUGGAGCAUGCCUCUAAUGGCCCUGUCUCCCCAACUACCACCUCUCAUCCCAGCAGCAAGGGGCGUACUCCUACAGUACUCCACCCAACUCAGUCGGCCUUCACGUGGAAGAGAGAUGACGACAUGCCAGUUGGAACAUACGGAGCUCGGGGAAUUGUCAUUGACGAUAAGCUGUAUGUAGGUGGAGGAGACUGCAAGGACCUGGAAUUGGAGCGUGUGGUUCAUGAGUAUGACUGCAAUGGUCUGGUCCGCAAAUGGACAGCUCUGCCCCCCGCACCGGUGGCCUACUUUGCUCUGGCAGAGGUCAACAAGACCCUGGCACUGGUUGGGGGGUUUGACCUGGCAAAGAAGGUCCCGACUAAUCACCUGACUGUGUGGGACCGCGGCCAGCAGGGGUGGUGUACCCCAUUCCCCGCCAUGCCCACCUCACGUCAAGACUGCACCGCCGUCUCCUUCAAACUACAGCUGCUGGUUGCCGGGGGAAGCAACUUCAAGAAGCCACUCUACAACGUGGAGAUGCUGGACUAUUCGCAGUUCCAGUGGCAUCACUUGUCCCCCCUGCCCCAGCCCUGCGUCCGCAUGACCUCCUGCAUCAUUGGGUCUCGCUGGUACCUCCUCGGUGGGAUCAACUUCACUGACCCCUCGCAGGGCGAGACGGGCCCCCAGACCCAGGUCUUCUCCCUCAGUCUUUCUGGGGAGCUGGCUAGAAACAGGUGGAACGUCCUUUCCCCCAUGCCUCUCUACUGCGCAACGGCAGUUCCCUUCGGCCACUACCUCAUGGCGGUGGGCGGAGUCGACACGCCCUAUUCCCAGGCCCAGAACGGAGCCAUCUACAUGUACUGUGUAGCAGCGGAGAAGUGGGUUCACAUUGGUAGUCUGCCCACCCCUCGUAGCCAGGCAACAGCGGUGGUGCUCUCCAAGGGACGGCUCAUGUUGCUGGGUGGGCAGGAGAUCAGGGACAAGUUUGGUCGGACUGUGGAGAUACUCCAGUCCGUCGUCUUGCCCGGUGGUUUCGGAGCAGCCAAGAACCUGAGCAGCUAUGCAGUGGAGGGAGAGGAGAUGGAGGUGGAGACUGAGGCUAAGAGGGUUCUGGAACAGUUCAGAGCAGCUGGGAAACCCAUUGGGUUGUGCUGUAUUUCACCUGUGCUGGCUGCCCGUCUGUUUCCAGGUGUGGCUGUUACCGUUGGCGAUGACACAGACCCUGCAGCCUGUGCAGUGCGUGGAAUGGGGGCCAGUCACGUCCCCAGACCAGUCACUGGACCACAGGAGGUGUGUCUGGACAGCGAGCGACUGGUGGUCACAACACCAGCCUACAUGUACGAGGCUCCACUUCACCAGAUAUUUGACGGCAUCGGAGAGAUGAUCAGUACUGUCCUCAGACUUGUCAAGUGA
Molecule: messenger RNA, 2310 nt
Organism: Geodia barretti
Lineage: Eukaryota; Metazoa; Porifera; Demospongiae; Tetractinellida; Geodiidae
Source: the annotation of a GenBank genome assembly